Messenger RNA from Ipomoea triloba (trilobed morning glory), 1312 nucleotides. Its product is annotated as transcription initiation factor IIB-2. Gene Ontology annotation, molecular function: TBP-class protein binding. Lineage: Eukaryota; Viridiplantae; Streptophyta; Magnoliopsida; Solanales; Convolvulaceae. The transcript is spliced from 8 exons. The coding region runs from base 106 to 1047 and encodes 313 amino acids. The record is from RefSeq and is a predicted model, not a curated record. Gene Ontology annotation, cellular component: nucleus; transcription preinitiation complex. Gene Ontology annotation, biological process: DNA-templated transcription initiation; transcription preinitiation complex assembly.
GGGGAAUGGCAUGCUGUUUUCUCGGUAUUCCAAUCUCCAUCGUCCACACCAUCCACCGUGUUUAUAUAAACCACUUGGAGAGAGAGAAAGAGAAUUAAUGUGUUUAUGUCAAUGGAUGCCUACUGCUCCGACUGCAAGAAGAGCACCGAGGUGGUGUUCGAUCACUCCGCCGGCGAUAUGGUUUGUUCUGAAUGCGGCCUCGUUCUCGAGUCCCACUCCGUCGAUGAGACCUCCGAGUGGAGAACUUUCGCCAACGAGUCCGGAGAUAAUGAUCCUAAUCGAGUUGGAGGCCCCAGCAAUCCGCUCCUCACCGACGGUGGCCUCUCCACUGUCAUCUCCAAGCCUAAUGGAACCACCAGCGACUUUUUGACCUCGUCUCUCGGCCGCUGGCAGAAUCGCGGCUCCAAUCCUGACCGUUCCCUCAUUCUCGCCUUCAAAACCAUCGGCACUAUGUCUGACAGAUUGGGCUUGGUUGCCACUAUAAAGGAUCGUGCCAAUGAGAUUUACAAGAAGGUAGAAGAUCAGAAAUCUAGUAGAGGAAGAAACCAGGAUGCUAUCCUAGCUGCCUGCCUAUACAUUGCUUGUAGACAGGAGGACAAGCCCCGCACUGUAAAGGAAAUAUGCUCUGUUGCCAAUGGUGCAACCAAGAAGGAGAUUGGCCGAGCAAAGGAAUACAUAGUGAAACAACUAGAGAUCGAGAUGGGUCAAUCUGUGGAUAUGGGCACUAUACAUGCUGGGGAUUUCAUGCGACGGUUUUGUUCAAACCUUGGAAUGGCAAAUCAAGCUGUUAAAGCUGCCCAAGAAGCUGUCAAAAAAUCAGAAGAGUUUGACAUAAGGAGGAGCCCCAUAUCUAUUGCAGCAGCUGUUAUAUACAUCGUUACUCAGCUUUCAGAUGAUAAAAAGCCUGUCAAAGAUGUAUCAGCGGCUACAGGCGUAGCAGAAGGGACAAUUAGGAAUUCCUUCAAGGAUCUGUACCCGCAUCUCUCAAAGAUAGUGCCAAAUUGGUAUGCUCAAGAACAGGACUUGAAAAACCUCAAUAGCCCUUGACAUCAAAACACUGAUAGCAAUUAAGCAAGCCAGUCAUCUUCGAAUCAUUUCUGAGGACCUCCAUGACAGAUUCAAUGACAAAUACUCCUUAUUUUGUAACGAAACUGAUAAAUUCUGAACAGUUAGAAUUUUCAGGUUUUGAUCUUUUGAAGUUGGAGCAAAUUACAAGCAUUUCUUUUGCUCAUAUCUUUGUUAUAUAUAGACAGUUAUUAUUGUUUCACCUAAAUUUUUAAUGGUACAUGAAUCUGACAAAUCAUUUUUAUCA